Messenger RNA from Dioscorea cayenensis subsp. rotundata (Guinea yam), 1434 nucleotides. Its product is annotated as protein ETHYLENE-INSENSITIVE 3-like 2. The coding region runs from base 52 to 1434 and encodes 460 amino acids. Gene Ontology annotation, molecular function: DNA binding; DNA-binding transcription factor activity. NCBI's taxonomy places the organism in Eukaryota, Viridiplantae, Streptophyta, Magnoliopsida, Dioscoreales, Dioscoreaceae. The record is from RefSeq and is a predicted model, not a curated record. Gene Ontology annotation, cellular component: nucleus. The transcript has a single exon.
GAUUCUCAAAAGAAAAAGUUAUCAAGAGCUCAAGACACCAUUCUUAAGACAAUGAUAAAGGUCAUGGAAGAGUGCAACGUCCAAGGCUUCGUCUAUGGGAUUGUCACCGAGAAUGAUAAGGCGGCCAGUGCUUGUUCUGAUAGCCUUAGAAAAUGGUGGAAAGAGAGAGUUCGAUUCGAUCGAAACGCUCCCUUAGCCAUCGAUAAAUACAAGGAAACAAUUGGUGCAAUGGAUGAUCAAGUUGAUGGUCAUGGCCGAGGAGAUCAAUCAUUGAGAGAGUACUAUCUUGAUCAACUCCAAGAUGCAACAUUGGGUGCUCUCAUCUCAGCUCUAAUACAACAUUGCUACCCACCUCAACGUAAGUUCCCUUUGGACAAUGGUGUUGCACCACCAUGGUGGCCUACUGGGAAAGAAGCUUGGUGGCCACCUAAGAACUUGCCGGAGAACAUGGAAUUGCCACCUUACAAGAAACCACAUGACUUGAAAAAGAUGUACAAGGUAGCUGUCUUAACUGCGGUCAUCAAACACCUUAUGCCGGAUAUAGAAAAGAUCAAGACUCUAGUGUGGCAAUCCAAAUGUCUUCAAGAUAAAAUGUCAGCAAAGGAGAAUAACAUUUGGCAUGAGAUUAUCAAGGAAGAGCUGAAAUUAUACUUGCAGCAAAAUCCAGAUGCGGUUAUUCCACCUCCGCCGGAAACCAGUAUUGACCCACUAGCACAAGAACAGUAUGAUGUUAGUGAAGACGAAGAUGAUGAUGGUGGUCAUUUGAGAGCCGGAAGACAAGGAGGAGGGAAGCUGAGACGUUGGCUACCAAGAGAAGCAUGUGGUGCUCGCUUUGCUUACACUUGUGAGAAUCAGCAAUGUCCUCACCAUGAUCCUAACAAUGGGUUCAUCACCCUUAAUGCUAGGAACAACCAUCAGUUGGUGUGUAUCCAUGGUGGUGUCACUUUUGCUGGUAUCCCUAUCACUAGUUUCAUGUCAAACAUGGGGUUCAACUCUAGUAGGCAUGAAGUUCUUCUUGAAGUUAUUCCUCCUCUUCAUCAUCAUCUUCAAAUGGGAUCAAGUGUCACAAGAACAAGGGUUGAAGUUGGAAGUAGUAGCAAUGCAAUCCAAGAAGAAGAAGAGUUUGGACAACCAUUGAUCAGUAACUCUGGGAGGAGAGCUUGCUUGUUUGAAGAGGAUCUUCUCAACAGACAUGGCCGUAGUGCUAACUAUGAUUUCUGUCCUCAAAGCCAUGACAUCCAUCAGAGCCACACUGUUGACAUGAAACAUGAGAACGAAUCCAAACUCUUGGAUUUUAUUGGUGGUUCAGGGCUUUCACUUGGUUUAGCUACAGUGGGUUCAAGUUCAACUACUGCUCCAUUGCUUCCUGUUCAAACUGAGGAGCAGCAUCAACAGCAUCUCCAACAUCAAGAACAGAAACAAGAACCUGUGUAA